CAAACGCACUAUAAUUGUCUCCGUCAAGGUUUGACGAUGGGGAAGAAAGUCCAGGUUUAUUGCGGGAAAUUGAGACGUAAUUGCUAACGAUCGAAGAAUAAAAACCCUAAGAAAAAAGGGGUUUUCGUUGAAUUUUACAUGUUCCCCAAUUUCUGUUGAUGUUAAUACUGCCGAUAAAUGGAGUCGCCUGCGGUAGGAAAAUGCAUCCCUCACAAGUCAAAGAAACGAGUAUUUCCAGAGAGUUCUCCGGGCACGGAAUCCAAAGGAGAUGCAUCUUCUUCACCUGUUAAUCGGACGCUGAAAGGCAAGAACACGAUGCAUAAACAAAACGAGGAUACUAUGGUGUCGAUCUUAUCUGGGAUUUCAAAGAAGGUAAAGUCACAUAACAAGGGGAUUAUUAUCUCACCAACUCUUAGUGGCAUAAUUGAGCUAGAUUCAGAGGACUCUGAUUCCUAUAAUGGCAAAGAUUACAUAGAUUUGUCUUCUGAUCACCAUGAUUCCGAAUAUGAGUACCCAACUUUCCAAUCUCAUUUUGAUAACAUAGAUUUUUCCUACCGGAAUGGAAUCCUCCAAUCCAUGGUUUCUGGAUUCUGUCAAGAUCACUUCCUCAACUGGAUUCACACACUCUACACACCCUGAACAUGCAAUGCUUUCCCCAUCAAUGGUAGGGGUAAAACCGUCUUUUGACCCUGUUAAAGUCACAAAAAGAACAUCUGGUUCAAGUAGUUCCACUUGUCCUACUCUACGCUUACAAAAGGGUGCAAUGAAGGUUAAAUCUGUCAAGAAACGGGUCAAAACUCAGCCCCACAAAAUGUCAAUUAAUUCAAGACAAAUUACUCCUAUGGAAGAUGUGAUGUUGGAACAAGAUUCUAGAAAGAUUCAAAAGAGCUCAAAUGUAGAGGAAACUUCCUCUCAAGUUUUGAGAAAGUAUCCGAAUUUUAAGAAGUUUGAUAUUGUUGAGGACUAUUCUGAUCAUCACUAUAAAGGGGCAAAUUCGGAAACAAUACAGCCCCCAAGAAACUGGUCUAAAAAGAUAGAAAAAGAAUGGAGGAUUCUUGAGAAGAACUUGCCUGAUACAAUAUUUGUUAGGGUUUAUGAAUCAAGAAUGGAUCUUUUAAGAGCAGUGAUAAUAGGAGCAGAAGGGACACCAUAUCAUAAUGGUCUUUUUUUCUUUGAUGUUUUCUUCCCUAGCAACUAUCCAUAUGUUCCCCCUAAAGUUUAUUAUCAUUCUGGUGGGUUGAGAAUUAAUCCGAAUCUCUAUGAAGAAGGGAAAGUUUGCUUGAGUCUUUUGAACACGUGGAUUGGUGACAAGAAUGAGAACUGGACACCUGGCGUUUCCACUAUGCUACAAGUUUUGGUAUCUAUACAGGGUUUGAUUUUGAAUGCGAAACCCUAUUUUAAUGAACCUGGAUUUGCAGAUUCAAGUGGCUCUGAUUAUGGAGAAAAUCAAUCGAUUCUAUACAAUGAAAGGACUUUGAUUUAUUCUCUUAAAACUAUGGUUUACACCAUGAAAAAUCCACCCAAGUAUUUUGAGGAUUUGGUGAUUGGGCAUUUUCGUGAUUGUGGGGUUGGUAUUUUGACAAGAUGUAGAGGUUAUGUUAAUGGUGUAGGAGUUGGAUGUGGUGAAGAGAAGGGUUCACGUGGAUUUGGGAAAAAUGUUGAAAAGUAUAUGGGGACACUUGUUGGGGGAUUUAAAGAAAUAGGAGUUGAGAAUGUGGACGAAUUUGUCCCCCAAACUCGAAAUCUAGCACAAAAGAUAAGGGACUUUUUUGGUAUUUAAGAGUGAUAUACUUAUAAUAAUUGUGUAAGUAUAACCCUAGGUUGUGGUCUAUAACCUAAAACAUAGGUUAUAAAGAUUUUAAGUUGUGAGUUUGAGAUUUUUUUUUUUAGCUUUGAGGUCUUUUUUGUAAAUAGGAAGAGACUUUUGGAAAAUGGCAAUUGACUUUUGUAGUUUUGAUGGAAAAUGAUGACUUGGACCAACU
Lactuca virosa is the source of this 1982-nucleotide messenger RNA. The record is from the annotation of a GenBank genome assembly. Lineage: Eukaryota; Viridiplantae; Streptophyta; Magnoliopsida; Asterales; Asteraceae.